AUGGGGAGAUACUCGGUCAAGCGGUACAAGACGAAGCGGAGAACGAAGGAUCUCGAUCUUAUCUACGAGGAGCUGGCGAACCCGGAGACGAUUCAGAAACUGUUGAACCAGCCUCUCGAUGAGAAUAAACCAGGUCUAGGGCAGCACUACUGUAUACACUGCGCCAAGUACUGCGAGACGGCGAUCGCGCUCAAGACACAUUUGAAGACGAAAGUGCACAAGAGACGUGUCAAAGAACUCAAGGGCGUGCCCUACACCCAGGAUGUUGCGAACGCUGCUGCAGGGCUUGAUUUGAACAAGUUUUUGAACAGAGUCGAACAGAUAAAUGGGAAAGUCGGUGUUGAGAAGGAAAACAACGAGACACAGUUGAAACAGCAUUUGGAAACCACGCUGCAGGAUAUAAAAUCGACGGAACCCACCCUGCCCUUCACGGAACAGGACGUAGAGCAGCAGGUCAUGCAGGAUUAA
This is a messenger RNA of Huiozyma naganishii CBS 8797, 468 nucleotides long. It is a transcript of the gene BUD20, whose product is annotated as Bud20p. The transcript has a single exon. Gene Ontology annotation, molecular function: nucleic acid binding; zinc ion binding. Bases 1 to 468 code for a protein of 155 amino acids. NCBI's taxonomy places the organism in Eukaryota, Fungi, Ascomycota, Saccharomycetes, Saccharomycetales, Saccharomycetaceae. The record is from RefSeq and is a predicted model, not a curated record.